GGGGCCGCGCGCGCUUGUAUUCCUAUCGGCCAAAGUGCAUCAUUUUAUUUUAGUUUAAGCUUUUCCCGAUGCCGUUAAGAGGCGUUAAGGUUUUAGAGUUUGUGGGACUUGCUCCUGGCCCAUUGUGUGGCAAAAUACUCGCCGACUUUGGCGCCAGCGUUACGCGCAUAGACAAGGUACUAGACAAUCCGUUGGAUGUACUGCAUCAUGGGAAACGCACUCUGGUCGUUGAUUUAAAAAAGGCUGCGGGCCAGCGGCUUGUACAGCAAUUGGCCAAGAAAUAUGACGUGAUAGUUGAACCAUUUCGUCCCGGAGUCAUGGAGAAGCUUAAUUUGGGCCCUGGACAACUUUGCACAGAUAAUCCGCGCUUAAUCUAUGCGCGCCUAACGGGAUUUGGACAGAAGGGCCGCCAAGCAGCUCGUGCUGGCCAUGAUCUCAAUUAUGCAGCAGUAUCUGGCGUGCUAUCGAUGCUGGGCCGGGAGCAUGAGAAACCAACGGCGCCCAUCAAUCUCUUGGCUGACUUUGCGGGCGGAAGCGUUAUGUGUGCAUUGGGCAUAUGUGUGGCAUUGCUGGAACGCCAUAGGUCAGGUCUUGGCCAGGUGGUGGAUGCAGCGAUGGUGGACGGCGCUGCAUACGUGGCCAGCUGGUUAUUUAUGUCCAGGGAGCUCAGCAUAUGGAAUCAGAGUCAACAGCGUGGAGUCAAUCUGCUUGAUGGUGGCGCCUAUUUCUAUGAUACCUAUAAAACAAAAGAUGGACUUUUUAUGUCCGUGGCCGCAUUGGAGCCCCAGUUCUUCGAGCUGCUUAAGGAUCGUUUGCAAUUGCCGCAGGAGCUGUCGCAGUAUGGAGAAGAACACCAAAUCCUUGGCAAGCAGCUAUUAACUGAUAUAUUUCUAACAAAAUCCCGAGCCGAAUGGUCAGCAAUAUUUGAAGAUGUCGACGCGUGUGUCUAUCCCGUAGUUGAUUGGCAGAAAGUCCAGGAGCAUGGUCACAACUCAGAACGCCAGUCAUUUGAGCGUGUUGACGACAUUUUGGCGCCCCGUCCAGCUCCCCGUCUAAGCCGUACACCUGGUAAAUUACGCCGAAAUGUGCAAAUGGAUAUACAAUCCCUGCUGGAUGAGCUGAACAUAAAGCCUGAGCAACUGCGUCGACUGCAAGAGGAAGGCGUGUUGUCGUUUCCGAUUAAUCCAAAACUGUAGGAUUACAAAUAAAAAACGAUCGUUUGUUUUCUUGCAUUCAAAA
Drosophila montana is the source of this 1239-nucleotide messenger RNA. RefSeq names its product Alpha-methylacyl-CoA racemase (gene Amacr). Gene Ontology annotation, molecular function: alpha-methylacyl-CoA racemase activity. The coding region runs from base 69 to 1196 and encodes 375 amino acids. NCBI's taxonomy places the organism in Eukaryota, Metazoa, Arthropoda, Insecta, Diptera, Drosophilidae. Gene Ontology annotation, cellular component: mitochondrion. The transcript is spliced from 2 exons. The record is from RefSeq and is a predicted model, not a curated record. Gene Ontology annotation, biological process: bile acid metabolic process.